This is a messenger RNA of Bombus impatiens (common eastern bumble bee), 5088 nucleotides long. RefSeq names its product zinc finger CCHC domain-containing protein 2. Gene Ontology annotation, molecular function: nucleic acid binding; zinc ion binding. The transcript is spliced from 8 exons. Lineage: Eukaryota; Metazoa; Arthropoda; Insecta; Hymenoptera; Apidae. The record is from RefSeq and is a predicted model, not a curated record. The coding region runs from base 505 to 3093 and encodes 862 amino acids.
GCCUCUUUAUCAGAGAUUGGAGCAGCAAGUGCCUGAUGCCUUUUUUAACGCGAGCAUGUGAACGGAUCUCGAGACUCGACUUUUCGACUUGGAACAUCUCGUGAGAAUUAAUGUACGCAGUAGAGACAAUUGCAGAGGUGGAAUUUUAUUUUUAACGGGACGACCGUGUACUUGUUUACGCGAGGUUUUUGAUGAACGUGUGAGUUGUCCGUUGACGCUUGUCGUUUUCACCGAUCAUUCGGUCGUGCCUGCCUCUGCCUGCUGCCGCGAAUGUGGAUACUUCAUAGUGUGCUGUACUGCUGCUGCCGCCGCUGUGCGUUUGAAGUGCUCCCUACGGCUGAUCGCCUUUGGAUUUUAAGUCCUUCACAUUCGUGAACGCUUUGAAACUGGUUCGUUAUUGUACCAGACCCCGCCGUGAUUGUCACUUGAUAGCAACACCCGAGGCGCCAAAGCUGUCCGCAUCGGCGCUUUCUUUAGCCCAAGUGGUAUCAAUGUUGUCUGGCAAUGGUGUGUAAGGAGAACGUGGUAUCAUGGUUUGGGAAUCUGUCCAGUUAUAAACGCAUCGAUGUCAUGUGCACGUUACUAAACAUGUGCCUGCCGUUUGAAGUACGAUACCUUGGCACUUGUGUAGAGGAUAUUGGUAAACGGGACUACAAUGAUCUCCGUGACACGGAACAUCAUGCAAACAGUGCCACUGAUCUUGCCGAGUUAACAACCUUAGGUGUGGCAGAUAAACGCACACGAAGGAAACUUGCGCUCUACAUGGCAUUAUUACAUUCUUGUAAUUAUGCAUGUGCUGUAAUCUUGUACAAGAAUUUGUCAAAUUUUGAUUACCAAGAAAUCUCUAACCUAUUAAAUGGGACCACCUUUACACCGGAUGAUCAACCACUUGAAGAACUGCUCUUAUUGUAUACAAUGGCUUUAAAUCAUCCAGCAUUUACAUAUGAGCAGAAAAGUGUCUUCGGUAACAUUUACAUAAAGCUUCAAGAAGAAGAAGCUCGUCUGAAUCUUUCAAAGUUAAAUUCAUCUUACAAACAAACACAAGGUUGCGCGCCAUGUAUGAAUACAAACGAAAGAUUAAUAGACACAGAGAUGCAAGGCAGUUGUAUGAUGGCUCCACCGCCAAUGCAAACUUAUCAUGGAGAAAUGACAAUGAGAAAUAAUACCAUGGUAACCGGUGUUCCCCCUGGUCUUUCCAUGCCUCCACCUGGAUUAUGCCUGCCAACUCCAGAACAAAUGCCAAUGGGAUCAGGUGGUGCAACACAGUACCUUCACCUUGGCUUUCCAUCAGUAAAUCACAUGCCACCAUGGACAGGUCAGGUUAUGAUGGGGAAUCAGCUGAUGUAUCACACUGGCGACAUGUUGGCUUAUCCACCUUCCCCCUUAGUCAGCCGUCAAUCGUCACCAUCCCAGUCUCGAUCUCCUAGUCGCAGUAAUUCCCCAAUGGGUCGCAGAAAUAAUACAAUGCCGCGCACCUCUUCACAAGUGACUCAGUCUACUUCGAAUACCUUGACAUCAACGAGUGCCUCUAACAGUCAAACAAGCAUCUGCAGCUCAAAUGCCAAUUCCCUUCCACCACUUCCCACAUUGGGUACGAACAGAAGUCAUCCUAGUCAACCUCCAUUGCUUCCAUCACGCUCUGUUCCCUUGUCUAUCAGCAGUUCUACUACUUUUUCACGACAUAAUAGCGUCGAGAAUACUCCUUCUACCUUAAUUCCGGCAGCACCUCAAUCAAAACAACCUCCACCACCACGACUGCGAUCUUCAAUUUCUGGUGAUUCAUUACGAGAAACGUUAGGAAAAGAAAUGCCAAAUUUCAAAGGCAACUUGCAGAAUUUUUCUCUCGACGAGAUCCGAAGAAUGAGUGAUGAGGACUUGAGAGAAAUAGGAUUAACACAAAAUGCAGUAGGGCAAUUACGAAGUAUAGUUAAGAGUCAAACUACUAACGGCUUAAAUCAAAUUUCUACUGAUAAAAAAUUAGAUAGUACUAGCAGCACAACACACACAGUUGUAGAUUCAGUUGAAAAUGAGGCUAUACCGGGAAUGGAGAUGUUGAAUGAUAAUGGAAAUCAAAGCAGUAAGUCAAUGCCGUUACAGGAACAGCAUCCAGCGAUGCAUCAUCAUCAUAAUCAUGCAGCUACACCUAAUUUACGGCGAUAUCCUAUGCCACCGUUAGAUCCUACGCAAAUACAAAUGUAUCCUGCUCCGCCACCGAUGUAUGCUGCACAAAAUGCACCAUGCUAUGCCUGUCUUACAUUACCUGUCGCCGGGGUACAAAAUCGAUAUUCAAGGUGCAAUGCUCAACACGUAUAUUGUUUAACACAAUUACAAGCCUUGAGGUUAGAUCCUGAAAACAGCAGGCAUUGUUCACAGAGUAGUAGUUCUGAUAGUACUGGUAGUAGAUCUCCGCCAGAGACUCCUCCGGCAGCACCGUGGGUGAGCGGCAGUGAGAGCAAUCCACCGCCAGUUACUGAUCAUCUUAGUUCUGCACCGGUACAUUCUACAAGUGCAGUAUCACAUCCAGUAUCCCAACAACCUAUACAAUCGGGCCCGGAAAGGCAACGUACUAGAAGAAAUCAGACACAUGUAAUGCGUCAUAAAAAUCAAAUGGUGAAUGGCGGUGGGCCACCGAAUCUUUCACAAUGCGUUUCCUUUCCCACGCCACCUUCGCAGUCGCAGGUCACGUAUCUGCCGCAUGGUCAUUUUCCGGCUUUGAGACCGAGUAGUGGUAUUUAUUCUAACUUCUCACAUGGACCGUAUGCAAGACCAGCUUAUCCGACCACGUACCAACCGAAUGGUGAAAUGAUGUACCAAUAUCCUGGACAUCCAUCCUCAGGAGGAACACCACCACCUCCACCGAAUGCAGCCGCGACACCUGUUCAGGCACCGUAUAUGCCACCUACUCCGAUUGUUACAUAUGCACCAGCUGCCGUCCCACCAACGAAAAUUUCGUGCUAUAAUUGUGGCAGUAGUAGUCAUCUUGCAGUUGACUGUAAAGAUCAAACCAUGGAAGAUCUUACCAAAAAAGCUCAAUACCGCUUAGAUUACAGUAUAAUGAAACAACCUGGAGAGUGCCCAAAUUCUGACAAGUGAUCCCCUGCCGCGGACCAUCCAGCAAUUUAUCAUUAUCAUCAUUACCGUAAUUAUUGUCACCAUCACUGUCAUUACUACUGUUACUACGAUGCCGCCACAGCAAUACAACCUAAAUACCGUUCAAAAGAUGACUGCUAUCGCUCCUCAUGCAAGUUUUCGGUGAUUUUUGUAGACAUCCCUUAUAUUCAGGAUGACGAUUUUUUAACCGAGGAAGUUUCGCGAUUUGCGGUACCAGGUAUACUUUUUACAAGUUCUUAUUUAUGAUAGUAAUUCUUAAUUAUGUAAAAAGAUGUCGCGUCAUGUACAAAGAGAAAACUGGGAGAAGCAUAACGCAGAAUGCUCUUAUCUAUGUUUUUAGAAUACAUUUUGAAAGGUUUGUGUUAGGUACUGACUCGUGUCUUACCAAUGAUACGUAUGGACUACAUAUAAACACAUAUACAUACAUUCACACACACAUUCACAGCACGCCUCAACCCAAUUUCUCACUAUUUCUCUAGUAACUAGCCAUAAACGAAAUACAAGAAAAAAGAACGCAUUGUGCUCUGAUUAGAUGAAACUACCAUGUUUGACUAUAUUUAUCAUUGAUACUUUUACUUCUACUAGUACAUUUACUAUCACUAUUACUACUAUUACUAUUAAACUAUUACUAUUACUUCUAUUAUCGCUACUGAGCCACAUUUUUAUGUAUACAUAUUUUCUCAAUUCUUACGUGCGCAAUGUUUGAACGAGUGCAAAAGUGAAUGAUGACAACAGAGUAAAAAAAGAUAAGAUAAAAAGAGUAAAGGAUGAAUGCACAUAAGAAAGAGAGAGAAAAGAAAACAGGAAAGAAGAAAAAAGGAAGAAUGAAAGAACAACAAACCAUAAGUGUUCGAUCGUCUAGCUGCCUUUGCGCUCCUGUGUGUAUAAAACUAUAAAUAUACGCCGCUCAUCACUCAUUUAUUAACUUAUGAAUAGUUAGUUAAAUAACAAUAAUUCUCAUCCUAUUUAUAUAAAUAGUCAUGCAAUCACGUGCAACUUAAGCAAUUUUAUACGAGUUUUAUUGAUCGCCCAUCUUUUUUAAGUGUAAGCAAUGCGUUAUAUACGUUUAAAAUCUCGUUAGUAAGUAAUAAACAAAAGAAAGAAUAACGACUUGAAUAUGUACUAGUGUUAGGUAUGAGUGGAGUGGCAAUCUGCGUUGAACUCAUCUUGUCAACAAGUUGCUACUGCAUUUAAACCAAUUCUUAAUUAAACAAACACCGUUAGUGAGUGUCGAUCUAAUUCUAUUAAAGUGUAUAAUUUGGUAAAUCUUUGUCUAGUUCCCAUACUUACGAUGACUUAUAAUUUUUAAUCGUAAGACUCUCAUACUAUGCAUCUGAUCUAUAUGAAAUAGAUCCUAGAUAUUUAAAAUAGUAAGGACUGAAAAGAUAUAAAAACGAGUGAGAGUGAGUUUGAUAUGUGUGAUUUUAAAUACACAUGCAUUUAAAAACUUCCUUUCAGUAGCUUCUGGAUAUAAAGAAUUCUCAGGUGUCUUUUUUUUUUUGGUUAGUAAUGAAUUAUUUGGCAGCUAGUCAAUAGCCACAAACAUUUUGGGAUUAAUAUUUUAGAGCUGUUAUUUUGCAGUGAUAAAAAUUUGAAAAGAAGAGACAGUUCAGAGUUGAUGAUUUUCAUGUUACCUUUGAAUCUGAUUUAACAAUUUUAUUAAGAUGAUGAUAACUUGCCCUAAUGGUAUUGUUUUCACAUAUUAUUGUAUAUAAAGUGAAAGUCGUUUUUUAUUUCUAAACAAUACUUUAUUCAAAUUCCAAAGAAAGCCAAAAAUUAGUUGGGAAAAGUCAAAAAAAUAUUAUUCAUACUAUAUAUAUAUUAUAAUCUUCAAACUUCUGUCAAUUUUUUAUAAGAAAUUCGACUGUGUCGUAAUUACUAGAGUCUGAUUCGGUGUUUAGGUAACAUUUAUUAAAAGUGCCAUUUUUGUUGAAACACCCAGUGUCUUCAUACCGGUCUAUUAAAAAAAAAAAAAAA